AGCACUUCUGCAAGUUGGGCAGCAGUUGCAGUAGCAGCGUUCGCCCACCUGCAGGCGAGGAACGGAAAGUUACUCCUUUGCCGUAGCUGCCGCCGCCGCCGCCCCCCUCCCCAGGAGGAGGGGAAGGAAGCAUGCACGGGGCCCCUGGUUACUUCUGCGAAGGGCGUCUAGGCUAGGGCUUGCUCCCCGAGCACCGCGCUCCGGGGUUGCAAAUCCUAACCUCGGCCAUGGAGGAGCGAGCAUAGCUGCCAAGUUUUCCCUUUUCUCGCGAGGAAGCCUAUUCAGCAUAAGGGAAUUUCCCUUUUAAAAAGGGAGAACUAGGCAGCUAUGGGAGCGAGCCGUGUUGCUUCCGGAGGGACGCAGCUUUAGGGCCGCAUCGUCAGCCCGAGAAACCUCGUGAAGCGGCAAAGCGGGGAGGCAGGAAAGGGGGAGUCUGCGGAUAGACUGUAGCCUAAGCGUGUGUCUUCUUAAAAAUAAAGGUGGCAUGGCUGGAAGAGUUAAAGUUUUCGUCUCUGCUGCAGAAUUGAGGGUUAGGGUAAGAGUUGGGAAAGACCCAGGAAAGGGGCACCAAAACGAUCAAGGAGAUGGAGCAACUUCACCCCCUAUGAAAAAAGAUUGCAGCAUUUGGGACUUUUUAGCAGGGCCGGCCCACCCAGGAGGCAAGGUGAGACAACUGCCUCUGGCAGCAGAUCCCAGUGUCAGUCCUUCUCCCAGUCCCUGCCCUUCCUGAUGUAGAUAUUCCCUCACCCCUUCUUCCCUGGCAGGAAGGGGGCUGCCAUUUUGGGGUCAGAUGACCAGCCCUGCUGAUAGAAGCUUAUAAAAUUACUUGUGGGGUGGAGAAAGUGGAUAGGGGGGGGAAGUAUUUCUCCCUCUGUUAUAGCACUCGAAGUUGCCGACAUCCAACAAAGCGGAAUGUUGGAAGAUUUAUGACCGAUAAAAGGUGGUCCUCCUUUGCACAGUGCGCAGUCAAACUAUGGAACUCCCUCCUGCAAGAGACGGUGACUGUCACCAACUUGGUUGGCUUUAAAAGACCAUUAGACAAACUCAUGGAGAAGAAGAGGGCUAUCUACCCCUGAUUGGCCCCUGUGGGAACAGGAUGCUGGACUAAGAUCUUUAUUCAGUGUCUCAGACAAGACCGGCCUAGUGGAAUUUGCAAAAUGCCUCAGUUCCUUGGGUUUGGGUUUGGUUGCUUCUGGAGGAACUGCAAAAACCCUUCGGGAUGCAGGCCUGAAUGUCAGAGAUGUUUCUGAUCUCACUGGCUUUCCGGAAAUGUUGGGAGGGCGUGUGAAGACCCUUCAUCCUGCCGUGCAUGCAGGUAUUCUGGCUCGGGACAUCCCACAAGAUAAAGCUGACAUGGAUAAAUUGGAUUUCAGUCUUGUGAGAGUUGUAGUUUGCAACCUCUACCCCUUUGUCAAGACUGUUGCAUCUCCAGGUGUAACUAUUCCAGAAGCAGUUGAACAGAUUGACAUAGGAGGUGUUGCUUUACUGAGGGCUGCUGCAAAGAAUCACGCUCGCGUGUCUGUUGUGUGUGAUCCUGGGGACUAUCCCACCAUAGCAAAGGAAAUGCAGGCAUCCAGCGCUAAGGAUACAACUUUGGAAACUCGGCGCCAACUGGCUCUGAAGGCUUUCACUCAUACUGCUCAGUAUGAUAUGGCCAUCUCUGAUUACUUCAGGAAAGAGUACAGCAAAGGGGUGUCUCAACUUCCCCUGAGGUAUGGCAUGAAUCCACACCAGACUCCUGCUCAGCUCUACACAUUGAGGUCUAAGCUUCCUCUUUCAGUUCUGAAUGGCUCUCCUGGGUUUAUAAACCUGUGUGAUGCUCUGAAUGCCUGGCAGCUGGUCAAGGAGCUCAAACAGGCUUUGGGCAUUCCAGCCGCAGCCUCCUUCAAACAUGUCAGUCCAGCAGGUGCAGCUGUUGGCACACCUCUCACUGAAGAGGAAGCUCAGGUCUGUAUGGUGCACGACAUACACCACACCCUGACGCCCUUGGCAUCUGCAUAUGCGCGAGCAAGAGGUGCUGAUAGGAUGUCGUCUUUUGGUGACUUCAUUGCUCUCUCUGACACCUGUGAUGUCCCCACAGCGAAGAUUAUUUCCAGAGAGGUAUCUGAUGGGAUUGUGGCUCCAGGGUAUGAUGACGAAGCCCUCAAAAUCCUAUCCAAGAAGAAAAAUGGAAGCUACUGUGUACUCCAGAUGGACCCAGCUUAUGAGCCGGAUGAAAAUGAAAUCCGCACUCUGUUUGGAUUGCACCUGAUGCAGAAGAGGAACGAUGGCGUGAUAGACCGAUCUCUGUUCAAAAACAUCGUUACUAAAAAUAAAAGUCUGCCCGAGCCAGCAAUCCGAGAUCUGAUUGUUGCCAGCAUCGCUGUCAAAUACACCCAGUCUAAUUCGGUUUGCUAUGCCAAGAAUGGACAGGUGGUUGGCAUUGGUGCAGGGCAGCAGUCCCGAAUCCACUGCACCCGACUGGCUGGAGACAAGGCAAACCACUGGUGGCUCAGGCAUCACCCACGGGUGCUCUCCAUGAAGUUCAAAGCUGGAGUGAAAAGAGCAGAAAUCUCUAACGCUAUUGAUCAGUAUGUCACAGGGACCAUUGGAGAGGAUGAAGAUCUUGUCAAGUGGAAGGCGCUGUUUGAGGAAGUCCCAGCUUUGCUAACUGAGGCAGAGCAAAAGGCAUGGAUUGGGAAACUGAAUGGAGUCUCCCUCAGCUCAGAUGCUUUCUUCCCUUUUAGGGAUAACGUGGAUAGAGCAAAGCGGAGUGGAGUCCAGUUCAUUGCUGCCCCUUCUGGUUCAGCAGCUGACCAAGUUGUGAUCGAAGCCUGUGAUGAGCUGGGAAUAACUCUUAUUCAUACCAAUCUCCGUCUCUUCCACCACUGAAGCUUCCCCACGUUGCCACUGCAGACAUUCCUCUCUGCCCAUUUCUUGUCUCUUUGCUUCUGGCAGUGAAAGCAUCCUCAUUAAUGGGUUCUUGCUUG
This is a messenger RNA of Zootoca vivipara (common lizard), 2969 nucleotides long. RefSeq names its product 5-aminoimidazole-4-carboxamide ribonucleotide formyltransferase/IMP cyclohydrolase (gene ATIC). Lineage: Eukaryota; Metazoa; Chordata; Lepidosauria; Squamata; Lacertidae. The record is from RefSeq and is a predicted model, not a curated record. Gene Ontology annotation, biological process: 'de novo' IMP biosynthetic process. Gene Ontology annotation, molecular function: IMP cyclohydrolase activity; phosphoribosylaminoimidazolecarboxamide formyltransferase activity. Gene Ontology annotation, cellular component: cytosol.